Messenger RNA from Cololabis saira (Pacific saury), 2820 nucleotides. RefSeq names its product LYL1 basic helix-loop-helix family member (gene lyl1). The coding region runs from base 1215 to 2558 and encodes 447 amino acids. Gene Ontology annotation, biological process: regulation of transcription by RNA polymerase II. Lineage: Eukaryota; Metazoa; Chordata; Actinopteri; Beloniformes; Belonidae. The record is from RefSeq and is a predicted model, not a curated record. Gene Ontology annotation, molecular function: protein dimerization activity; RNA polymerase II cis-regulatory region sequence-specific DNA binding; DNA-binding transcription factor activity, RNA polymerase II-specific. The transcript has 4 exons.
CUUUCUCUCCCCCUCCUCUCUCGCCCACUGCUCAUUUGCCAGAACCAGAACUCUGGCAACCGACUAGAGCAUUGUGUCUUCUUGGCAAAGAAGAGUGAUAGGGAAAGACAGCCUGGUGAAAGACAGAGAGGUGAGAAUGACAUAAGGACGGCGGGGACCAGCCGAACCAUCAAUAUCCGAGCUUUGAAAACAUCUUUUUUUUUUCCAAAGGAGAAACUUCCCAACCAAAGAAUCUCAGUGUUUGAGCUUAAUUCCAACCUCGUGUCUAAGUCAUUUUUCCUUUUUUUCUUUAUAUCUAAUAAAAAAAGGGUUUUCAUCUAUAGACAAGGAUAUUUUUUGAGAUUUGAUUGUCAGACUGUGCCGGUUCUGGCCUCAGACUCUGACAGACAGCCGCCGCCGAGCUGCAGAGGAAUGCGAGUGACCUGAAGGAGGACGAGACGACGUACGCAGAUACAACAUGUGCGUUGGCAGAGCAGUUGAACUCUGACGGAUCUCGCACGGCAGACGCCUCCAGCCACAUUGGAUGUCACUAUGUGUCUACUCUUUGAUAUCGACCCAAUCUCCAAGGAUCUGUGGCGUUUUGAAUCCGUACAAGGAUUUUGAGUCACAUCCUCAAAGUACACGCAGACACAGACAGAUAAACGGAUGGACUCAUAAAGACCCGGCGCGAGAGACUCAUCCGUAUCCGUAAAUUUGCCAAUCAGGAUGCACAGUGAGAAAAAGGCCCAGUUCACGUAGAGAUACGGCAGCCCGCUGUGAGGACUGCAAUGUUUCCCACUGAAAUGUGCUCCUGAGAACACUGAAAAGAUAGUGAGUAAGGCUUUAUCACAUUACAAGUAAUGGAGGCUACGUGUCCAUAUCUGGUAUAUGCUUUGCAGACUCUGAGGUACACGAGUGAAGCAGACUAAACCUUGCAGCCCCAUGAAAGAUUAAAAAAAAAGGCUUGCAUGCUGACCCUUUCACCAAGUGGUGAAAAAGAUGCAUCUUGGGUAACGGAGGCAUGCAAAAUAGUGGAAAUUUCCAGAAGGAGGAAAUAAAGGAAGGAGGAAUAAAGAACUCAUACAUGCGGAGAGGUGAAACGUGUGAGUAGGAACAGCUUCUGGUGGCGGACAUGAACGUAUUACUUUAUCUCAAACUCAUUUAAGAUAGAUAACGAGGCUGACGCACGCAGUCUGGGCAGUUCGGAGGAACAGAGGCUCCAGAACUUUACCACCAUGAUGGAAAAGAUGAACUCCAGCGCUCCACCUGCCUCACCUCAUGAUCUACCUCUGCCCUCCUCCUCCUCCUCCUCCUCCUCCUCCUCCUCCUCCUCCUCCUCCUCCUCCUCCUCUGCCUCCUCCCCAUCCUGCGCAUCCAUGGAGCAGCCCAGUCCCCUCCAGAGCCGGCCUCCGGCAUCCUCCGAUGCCAUCAGAAGCUCCCAUCCUGUGAAAAAAGCCGACGUCCCGACCACCACUUCUACUCAGCCUCCCAUCACCUUGACAACGGUGUUAACCAGUCACAAAACGGAUACAGCCGCUGCACCUGACCCUCCCGUCAUGGAUGUGGAGGACGAGGAGGGAGAGAAGCUACACAGGUCCAAAAGCACGGCCGUGGCGUCAACAAACGGGUCGCCGACUCUGUCCUCCCCGCCUCCGCUUCUCCCGGCUCCGGCCAAGACCUCCCCGUGCCCUCUGCCCACGUCCACCUCCACCGCAGCCUUCCCCUCGUCCUCGUCCUCCACUCUUCUCCCGCACAUACCGGUCAUCAGCCUCAGUCACAGCAAGCCUCCUCUCCCGCUGCCCAACACCCCUUUGACCGCCCUCCACCCGAUUCCCAACCUCAUUCACGGGGACGUCCGCCGCGGCCAGCAGACCUGCCUGCCCAUGCUCAGCCCUGGAGCCCCGGGGUUGCCCGGGGGCCCCGGGGGCCCCGGAGGCCCCUCGGCUGCUUCCCCCGGCCUCCUGCUGGCGCAGCAGUACAUGCCUGCACACCCCUUCCUCCCCAGCUCCUACCUGGGACCCUCGGGAGGAAGCUAUGGCAUCAUCAACAGCAGUCGCAUCAAGAGGAGGCCGUCAUCACACUUUGAGAUGGAGCUUAGCGACUGCCCUCCUCAGAAACUCGCCCGCCGUGUCUUCACCAACAGCCGCGAGCGCUGGCGGCAGCAGAAUGUGAACGGAGCGUUCUCCGAGCUGAGGAAAUUAAUCCCCACCCACCCACCUGACAAGAAGCUCAGCAAAAACGAAAUCCUGCGUCUGGCUGUGAAAUACAUCAACUUCCUGGUCACCCUGCUCAACGACCAGGACAAGACGAGGGACUCGGAGGAGGACGACACCGAGGACGAGAGCACCGCCGCUGCCGGGCUGGACGGCCGCAGACAGAAGCCCCCCGCCGCGCCGUCGGCCCACAGGGACUCAACGGACUCGGUCAUCGCCUUGGCUUCCCCGGCGACCUCCAGUUGCUACGGUGACACAGACAGUGAGGAAAACUUUGGGGCAAAGACCUCCAUGGUGGCCCAGGGCAUUCUGGGAAAGGUUAAAGGUCAGAUAAGGAUGGUGGCAGCCACAAACGAUGAGCGGUGACGAAAAGCGGCAGGAGCGUACAUGUGAAGCUGACAGAGUGGACACACAAGACACCAGAAGUGUCUGCGGUUUCCUCUUCCCUUGCAGUGUGUCCGAGUUGUGUGAAUGAGGAAGAGGGGAAUUUGUAAGUAUUUUGUAGUUUUCAAAGUUUUUCCAGAAAUGUGCAAGCGUUUAGUGUGAGUCUGUGCUUUAAUAAUCACCUGACAACUUAGAAGUGAGCUGAAGUGUGACGAAGUGUAAAUGAUUAAACAUUUCAAUCAAG